CAGCACCCUAAUUACGUGAUGACGUUUGAAACUCCCACCGCAGGCGUAAUGUAGUCAGUCGUGUUGAAAAAAAAUAGAAGCUGAACGAGGAGAAAGCGCCGAAAUGGAGGCCGGCGUAGGUGGCUAAACACGAGAAGUGACAAACCGAUACAUUUUCAAUAAACUUUGAGGCGCUUAUGAUUCUCAAAAAGAGUAUAUCUGAGAAGAAUCUAGUUAUCCAUAGCUAGAUAACUCUGCAUUGGAUAUUGUUGGUUUAAAGGAGCAGCAGAUUGACCAUGGCGACGGACACCAGCUCCCCGCCACGGUUCUUCCACAUGCCGCGGUUCCAGCACCAGGCACCACGGCAGCUCUUUUACAAGCGCCCCGACUUCGCCCAGCAGCAGGCCAUGCAGCAGCUCACCUUCGACGGCAAGCGCAUGCGUAAGGCUGUCAACCGCAAGACCAUCGACUACAACCCCUCGGUCAUUAGACACCUGGAGAAUCGUUUGUGGCAGAGAGACCACAGAGAUUUCCGUGCCAUCCAACCAGAUGCAGGAUGCUACAAUGAUCUGGUUCCUCCUGUGGGCAUCUUGAGUAACCCCAUGAAUGCAGUUACCACAAAGUUUGUCCGAACUUCCACGAACAAAGUAAAGUGCCCUGUCUUUGUCAUAAGGUGGACUCCUGAGGGGAGGCGACUUGUCACAGGAGCCUCCAGUGGGGAGUUCACCUUGUGGAACGGACUCACCUUCAACUUUGAGACCAUCUUACAGGCCCAUGACAGCCCCGUGCGGGCCAUGACCUGGUCUCACAAUGACAUGUGGAUGCUGACGGCUGACCACGGCGGCUACGUCAAGUACUGGCAGUCCAACAUGAACAACGUCAAGAUGUUCCAGGCUCACAAGGAGGCGAUUAGAGAGGCCAGUUUCUCACCUACGGAUAAUAAAUUUGCCACUUGCUCUGAUGACGGAACCGUACGCAUCUGGGACUUUCUACGCUGUCACGAGGAGAGAAUUCUCAGAGGUCACGGAGCUGACGUGAAGUGCGUGGACUGGCAUCCCACUAAAGGCCUGGUGGUUUCUGGGAGCAAAGAUAGCCAGCAGCCAAUAAAAUUCUGGGAUCCAAAGACAGGACAGAGUUUGGCCACACUUCACGCCCAUAAGAACACGGUGAUGGAGGUGAAGUGGAACCUGAACGGUAACUGGCUGCUGACAGCGUCCCGCGACCACCUGUGUAAGCUCUUUGACAUCCGCAACCUCAAGGAGGAGCUGCAAGUGUUCCGGGGCCACAAGAAAGAGGCCACAGCUGUAGCGUGGCACCCUGUCCACGAGGGCCUGUUCGCCAGCGGAGGCUCGGACGGAUCCCUCCUCUUCUGGAACGUAGGUGUGGAGAAGGAGGUGGGUGGAAUGGAGAUGGCCCAUGAGGGCAUGAUCUGGAGCCUGGCGUGGCACCCGCUCGGACACAUCCUCUGCUCGGGAUCCAACGACCACACCAGUAAAUUCUGGACGAGGAAUCGGCCAGGGGACAAGAUGAGGGACAGAUACAAUCUGAAUUUGUUACCUGGGAUGUCAGAGGAUGGAGUGGAAUACGAUGACAUGGAGCCAAACAGCUUAGCUGCCAUUCCUGGCAUGGGGAUCCCCGAUCAGCUCAAAGCUGCCAUGGAACAAGAGGCAAGCGAUAAAGAGACUGCAGCCGAGGAGGAGAUGAGCAUCCCAGGUCUGGAUUGGGGGAUUGAGGAGAUUUUACAGAAAGACCAGAAGAAAGUGCCACAGAAGAAGGUCCCCUAUGCCAAACCCAUCCCUGCCCAAUUCCAGCAGGCCUGGGCGGAUAAUAAGGUGCCUCUCGUGCCACCGGGAGGAGAGAAGAAAGAAAGGAUGGAUGAGAAGAAAAUGGAUGGGAAGACCAACACCAACCCGAUGAUGCUAGAGCAAAUGAAGAUGGACCGUAUGAAUCAGAUGGACGGGAACAUGCCUCCCCCAGGAGGCCCACAAGGACCCAUGCCACCUUUCCCUGGCCAGGGUGGAACCAUGCCCCCACCUCCUCAGGGCUUCCCCCAGUCCAUGCCCCCUCAGCAGAUGCCCCACAACAUGGGGCCCCCCAUGGGCCCUGGCGUCAUGCAGACUCCGUUCAUGCGUCCGGGCCAGAUGGGCCCCCCUCCAGGGUCCCAGCACCACCAGGGGCCUCCUCAGGGCAUGAUGGGUCCACCUGACCUCCAUGGGCCCCAAGGCAUGCAGAGGCACCCCGGCCCCCACAGAAACAUGGGCCCCCAGGGGCCUCACGGCAUGCCUCCCGGACCCAGAGGGAUGCAGGGGCCCCCGGAAAUGCAGGGCCCCCCACCGGGAGGAAUGAUGGGGCCCCCUCCUCGAGGCCAGGGGCCUCCACCUCAGGGGGGCAUGAUGCCCCCUCAGGGGAAUAUGAUGGGCCCACAGGGACCCAUGCAGGGUGGGGUAGGGAUGGGGCCUCCCAUGCAGAACCCUCCCAGGACACACGGCAACAUGCCAGGCAUGGGGGGCAUGCAUGGGAUGGGCAACAUGCAGGGGCCACCCCCAGGUGGGAUGCACGGGCCCCCACCGGGUAACAUGCAAGGACCCCCCGGGAACAUGCAGGGGCCCCCUGGAAACAUGCAAGGACCCCCAGGCAAUAUGCAGGGGCCUCCAUCCUACAUGCAGCACCAGGUGGGACAAAACACUGGCCCCAUGAUGCAUGGGAUGGGACAGCAAGGACCCAAUGGCAAAGGAGAUACCCGAGGGCCUCCCAACCACCACAUGGGUCUUCCACCUGGGGGCCAGGGGCAGGGUGGCCCUGGGGGCCCUGACCAGGGCUCUGGUUCUUACUGGGGAGACUCUCAGCAGGGGCGCCGAUCCAACGACUUCAAUGAAGGUGGCCAGGACUUCCACGGACGGGGAGAAGAGAGCUGGAGGAGAGGGUCCAGCCAGGAAUACCAGGGAGGCCACAGAGGAGGGCAAGGGGGAGGAGGGGGGAAUGGGGGAAACUGGGGCUCUUCUGAGGAAAGAUUCCCCCGUGAUGGGGGAGAGUUCCGAGGCCGCAGGGACGACAGGUUUGGUGGUUAUGGGAGUCCAGGAGAGGAGUUUGACCAGAGGCAGAGAGACAGACUGCCUCCACCAAGGCAUGGCCAGGACUCAGACGACACGUACAGAGGGGUUGGACAGGGUCGCCCUGGUGGGAGGGGGUUCCCUGAUGAGUUUGGUGGGCAGGAAGAGAACUUUGACACCUCAAAUGAGAUGGCCGGAGGUUGGGACAACGGAGGGAGGGGGAGACCACCCCGAGGAGGGGGCCCACCCAGAGGAGGAGGAGGUGGUGGAGGUGGACGCCAGGGCUUGCUCCCCACCCCUGAUGAGUUCCCCCCACACUAUGAGGGAGGCAGAAGUCAGGAGGCCUGGGAGGGCGGGCAAGAUCAAGGUCACGAGGCUUACAGAGAAGGCCAGCGCUCCGAGCACGGCCCGCUGCACGACAGCCCGUCCCCUGCCAGCCGUGAGCGCUCCUCCUCCCUGCAGGGCAUGGACAUGGCCUCGCUGCCCCCACGCAAACGCCCGUGGCACGACGGCCCGGGCACCGGAGACCAAGACUCCCCGGGAGCAGGGGUAGAGGACAGGACAACAGGCCGACCGCCCCAGAGAGAGGAAGGCGGCUACGGCCCCUCGACCCGUGGUGGCAGAGGGGGCUGGAGGGGGGCGCCCCGCGGGGCCCCCAGGGGAGGAGGGCGUGGCCGGUAGGACUGAAGGAACAACUCACUACCAAUCGACCAACCUGCUCCCCACCAAACCUCCACUCUCUUACCUCCCCAUCCCCUUUUCCCUCCUAUUCACCCCCCCCCCCCGCAAAGAGGACAGGGACCAAAAAGAGAUACACAACCACUACCGCCACCUCCUGUCCCCCAGAUCAGUGGAUCAUCUCUGGGCUCAGACUACACCUCUUCAGGCCUGCUUGUAAGGCUAGAGGAUGGAUUGUUUACUGUGUGUAUAGGGGCCUCAUGGAGUGGGAAAGGGCCUUUAUUGCUGUAUGUGUCGAAAGCCUCAGGUCUUUCACUACGGGAUGGACGAGUUGCUAUCUUUACAUUUGGAUCCUUUAGACGACAGAUUCCGCCCUAUGGCUCUUUGCCAUACUCAUCCUGAUUGGUCGCUGCAGGUAUUGUCUAGUGGCCUGAUUGGACAUGACAAGCUGAAGCAAUCACUGAUUGGUCAAGGUUUCUAUUCCAAGUUCAGACAUGGGUCACAUAACAGAAUGUUUUUUGUCAGUGUGGUUUGAACAAAGCAUUGUAACAGGCAAGAAACCUGGGGUUUAUUCAGGAGGGUGCAAUGUUUAGAACAUUGUAGACUGGCGUUGGUAGGAUUCCUCAUUCUGCAUUAGAAAGAAUUGUCUGUUCUCAACAUAUUUCUGUCUGAAUGUUUUGUAAUGCUGCACCCUCCUGAAUAAACCCCUGGACACACUUCAUGUGAUAAUGUGAACGGCCCAUAGUUUCUCUUUUCUACAUGUACUGUACCAAUCACACAUAAUAGAAAGAGUCCAGGAUCUUACGCAGUUGGACACAUUGAACUUUGCAGAUAGGAAUACAAUGUACAGAUCAGACAACUUUUGUUUGUUUUGGGAAGAAUAGAGAACCAUGUCCACUCUGUACAUUACAUUUAUAUCUGAAAAUGUUCAGAGGCUGUGGCGCCACACUGAAAAUGCCCACCGUUUCAAGAUUCAUUAUUCCAGGAGAGGAUUUGGUCCUCGGCUAUAAGGGUGCAUCCCAAAUGGCACCCUAAUCCCUAUAUAGAACACUACUUUUGAACAUGGCCCAUAGGGGUAUGGUCAAAAGUAGUGCACUAUAUAGGGAAUAGGGUGCCAUUUGGGAUGCUCAGAAGUCCUGUUUGUCACUGGUAGUUAACAAACAGAACAGGGCGUUGAAUGUGUUAUUCCCCCCAAGUCCUCGGCUCCAUUUAUUUAAGUUCAUUUUUAAAUGUCCAAUAAUGGAGAGAAGAAGAAUCACUGUCUCAUCGCCGGGCUCCCCUGAAUAUUGAGGCGGCCUUCCUCUCUUUCUAAAUGUACAGUUUGUCAUGAGAUUGUCAUAUUGCUUUUGUCCAUUUGUUUUUGUAUGAGACUAAUAGAAAUGUGUGCAAAAUGUCA
Molecule: messenger RNA, 5103 nt
Organism: Salmo salar (Atlantic salmon)
Lineage: Eukaryota; Metazoa; Chordata; Actinopteri; Salmoniformes; Salmonidae
Gene: wdr33
Product: WD repeat domain 33
Biological process (GO): mRNA 3'-end processing
Cellular component (GO): mRNA cleavage and polyadenylation specificity factor complex
Molecular function (GO): protein binding
Source: RefSeq, a predicted model, not a curated record